AUGCCUUCCUCAGCUACCAUCCCUCUCUACUCUGCUCCUAUAGCGUCUACAUCAUCCACACGAGCUGCCAUGUGCUUGUGUACAUUCCACCACUACCCCUGCGGACACAUUGCAUCGUUCACCUUUGAGAGCUGUAUCGAUACAACCAACUUUCUGCGCGCAAAUAUCAACCCACUUAGCCAUCAGAACAUUAAAAAGCUCGACUUGAUAAAUGCAAGGCAUCCCCAUCGUUGUUUCAAGUGUGAGAGGAACCUGAGAGACACACCAUCGUCCAACAGCAACGAGUCGGUGAAAGCAGCAGAUUCGAAAUAUAUACCGCUUGAGGGGGACACGGCAGACUUCCCCAUCGUAAGCAACGAGGUGGUCAUAGCAUCUAUGAAUCAGAGCAGCUAUUUCUCAGAUUGGGAUGCUGACAUUUCCGGCUCGGACGCGCGCCCUGCGCCCUUCACGUCACGCGUUAGCAAGCUGUGUCGGUUAGGGAGACGCAGAAAGCAUAGGCGCAACAAUGAUAUUCACCGUCACUCAACAGUUGCACCUCAUCGCGUGCCUUGUCUGAGCCGCAGGAUCAAAACUAUGUCUAAGGACAUCGCAGCCACCGCUGAGGAGGAUCCCGGAUACGAGGCUGAAGAUGACGAGCGCGGUCGAAACAUCCUCAAGCGCAGGAAGUAUCCUCCGAGAUGCAUUUAUGAACUCCUCGGAUCGGUUCCUGAACCUGAUGAAUCUGAAUACGAUACCGCGCCUGAGUCUUCUUCGCCUCCGAGCGAGGGAGAUUCGUCGAAUCUCUCGCACGAAAGAUUACUUACUGCUAUGGAGGCGGGGACCAUGAACCCCGGAUAUGGGCCUUUCUGUCACAUAGCUGUUCAAGCACCUACACCUCAUCGUCCAGGGACCAGACCAAAAUUCUUAACCCACACGCGAGGAUACUAUGUCACAGCCGUGCUUGUAAGCUCUAAUCCCUGGGGAUCGGUAACGAUCUAA
This is a messenger RNA of Aspergillus bombycis, 978 nucleotides long. RefSeq lists its product as uncharacterized. The transcript is spliced from 2 exons. NCBI's taxonomy places the organism in Eukaryota, Fungi, Ascomycota, Eurotiomycetes, Eurotiales, Aspergillaceae. The record is from RefSeq and is a predicted model, not a curated record. Bases 1 to 978 code for a protein of 325 amino acids.